CUGAGUUGAGAAGAGCCUCGCGUGUGCGACAGAAGCAGCGUUUACAUGAAUGCGACAGGAGGUUUACCAGCUCCGGUGGCGCAGCGGUAACGCGUGCGCUUGGAGACUGGGAGGUCCGCGGUUCGAAUCCGCGGGCCGGCUGUGCCGUCUGGGGUUUUUCCUGGGUUUCCCUCAGAUGUGUAAUAGGCGUAUGCCGGCACAGUUCCCCUGAAGUCGGCCCAUGGACGCAGCUAUCCUCCCCCCGAGCGAAUUCCGCUCGGUCUUCCACUUCACCCUUUCCUCUCCUCCUCUCCACCACCUUUCCCUUCCCGAGAAACAUGCCGCCUAAUCAGGCAGGCAGACCUCUCGGGUUCCUCCCAACGACACUCCUCCUCCACUCCUCCUCGACAGGAGGUUGUCGUAUCGACUUACCGCAAGAAAUCCGCUCAAACAGGGCCAAGUUAACCAAUCUGCUGAUCAGAUGAGUGCGAGGGGGCUUGAUAGCUCCGUGCGACGCGUUCCUGUCACACUCAUGUAACCGCGGCUCUUGUCCGCGACUAUAGCUUUGCUUCUCCGUACGGAACGACAGAAACGUCGCUUCAGAGGACAAGGCAAAAUACAUCGGCAACAUGGCCGCGACGCUCGACGACCUUCUGGACAAACUCUGCCGAUGGCAUCUUUUCCUCAACCUCAUCGCCUUACUCCGAGGAUUUCCCGCCACAUUCAACAUGAUGAUGCCCGUAUUCGUGGCACCCAGGAACCUGGACUACUCUUGCACCAAUUCCUCGACCAUGUGGUUCAACUAGAGCCUCGCCGUAGGAGACAAGUUGCUCCCGAGCCAGUGCUAUUAUGUGCCCGACUGCAACGGUAGCUACAAAGAUACAAACGAGCUUGAACCCUGCCAGUCCUGGACUUACGACAGAAGUGUUUACGGCCGCACUGUCGCUGAAGAGUGGGACGUCGUGUGUGACCAGUCCCGGAAGCUGUCCCUCAGCCAAAGUCUUUAUCUGGCAGGCCUUAUGUUCGGGACAUUCAUCGCAGGACACUGUUCAGACUGGUUUGGUCGGAGGCGGACGAUACUGGCGGGAAUCCUAGCAACGGCUGCGUCGGGGGCUUGGGCAGCCUUUUCGCCCACUUUUAUCAUCUACACCGUGGCCAGAGUAACCCUUGCAUUCGGAGUUAGUGCCUUUCGAGACGUCACGGAUGCUCUUGUGAUGGAGACGGUAUCGCCCCGGUUCCGAUACCUACCUACAAUUUCCCUGGGUAUAGGAUGGAGCCUGGGCAUGUUGGCUCUGCCCGGAGUGGCCUACAUAGCGAAGGACUGGCAAGCCUUGCAACUCUACGCCUGCGUCCCUCUCGGUGUUAUGUUCCUCGUCUGGAUAUUUCUUCCAGAGUCUCCACGAUGGCAGUUAGCGAAUGGUGAAUACGACGCUGCCCGAAAGAAUCUCAUGAGGUUGGCCAAGUGCAACAACAGCCCAAAGGAAAGCGUUGAGGAGGUCAUUGAAAACGCGCGGGAGAAAGCGGGAAAAGCGCAAGAGACCAGAAAGGGUUUCUUCAUUGACCUUUUCUCAACUAAGCGAAGGGCGCUCACAACGUCGGUGUUCAGCUUUCAACUGGCAGUGUCCUCCAUGGCAUGGUACUACAUGACAGUAUCCACCGCAGCCGUCGGUACCAACCCAUACAUCAGCUUCGCAGUUGCUGCUGCGUCCGAGUUACCUGUCAAGCUCAUCAACGCGCUAUUGAUAAGGUUCUGUCGCAGACGAUUGGCGCUUCUCGGAUCGUUCUUCCUUAUCAUGCUCGUGAUGAUCGCACUGAUUAUAUUGCCUAGAGGUUACCCAUGGGUGAAGCUUGCCUUGCUGAUCGUUGGAAAGAUGUGCACCUCUGCUAACGGCGUCAUCAUCCGCGUUCAUGUCAGCGAGGUUUACCCAACUAUCGUGCGCUCUGUGGCUUUGGGCGUCUGCAUCACAAUUGGAAGAGUGGGCACCGUCGUCUCACCCUUCUUGGACGACUUGGGCCUGAUAACCUUCCCGUGGAUGUCCAAAGCAAUUACGUCCGCCCUGUGCCUGUCGUGUGCUUUGGCGACAAGGUUGACGCGGGAGACCUUCCAGAAAGCUCUUCAAGACAACUUCGACACGAACCAACAAGAAGCGACACAAAGUCUGACAAGUCGCAGUCAAAGUACGGGCUGCACCACAAAGUUAUGAUGCAACGUCAUCUUCUAGAAGGCCAUGUGCGGUGAUGCACGAGCGUUGUAUAUAGCGGAUGCUCUUACCCUUCACGUUCGGUUAAUGUGCAUUCCCGCUUGUAUCGCUGAUUUUUUUAUUGUGCUGUUGUAUUUCACUCGAGUGUCGUACGAUCUUGAGAGAGAACUUCACCACAUCACACGUUGGAGACCAACCCAUGCAAGGAAUAAAAAGCAUAGAAAAAAAAAUCUGUGACGAUUUAGCGGUAAUUACCUGGGGAAUGCUGACGGCAUUAAAAUAUAAUGGUACUCCGUUGCUUUACGUCGCCAGAAAACUGGGAUCAUGAGAGACGCCACUGUAGUCCAUCUGUGGACUAAUUUUGCUGAUGGCCGAGGGCUGAAGGGGCUGUUAUUUCAACACACU
This is a messenger RNA of Ornithodoros turicata, 2585 nucleotides long. Its product is annotated as organic anion transporter 3-like. The transcript has 11 exons. Bases 999 to 2183 code for a protein of 394 amino acids. Gene Ontology annotation, molecular function: transmembrane transporter activity. The record is from RefSeq and is a predicted model, not a curated record. Gene Ontology annotation, biological process: transmembrane transport. Gene Ontology annotation, cellular component: membrane. Lineage: Eukaryota; Metazoa; Arthropoda; Arachnida; Ixodida; Argasidae.